AUGCCCGCUUCCCGUGAAGACUCUGUCUAUCUCGCCAAAUUGGCUGAACAGGCCGAAAGAUAUGAAGAAAUGGUUGAGAACAUGAAGGCUGUUGCUUCGUCCGGCCAAGAAUUGUCUGUGGAAGAGCGCAACCUUUUAUCCGUUGCUUACAAGAACGUCAUUGGUGCUCGCCGUGCCUCGUGGAGAAUUGUUUCCUCUAUCGAGCAAAAGGAAGAGGCCAAGGGUAACGAAUCACAAGUUUCGUUGAUUCGUGAGUACCGUACCAAGAUUGAGGCUGAGUUGUCCAAGAUCUGUGAAGAUAUCCUUUCUGUGUUGACUGAUCAUUUGAUCUCUUCUGCUCAAACUGGAGAGUCCAAGGUGUUCUACUACAAGAUGAAGGGAGACUACCACCGUUACUUGGCUGAAUUUGCCAUUUCUGAGAAGCGUAAGGAAGCUGCUGAUUUGUCGUUGGAGGCUUACAAGGCUGCAUCCGAUGUGGCUGUUACCGAAUUACCUCCUACUCACCCCAUCAGAUUAGGAUUAGCAUUGAAUUUCUCUGUGUUCUACUAUGAGAUUUUGAAUUCUCCUGACAGAGCUUGCCAUUUGGCUAAGCAAGCUUUUGAUGACGCUGUGGCUGAUUUAGAAACUUUGUCAGAGGAUUCUUACAAGGAUUCUACUUUGAUUAUGCAAUUGUUGAGAGAUAACUUGACUUUGUGGACUGACUUAUCUGAGGCCCCAGCCCCAGCUGAAGAACAGCCGGCAGAGUCCAAGCCUGAGGAGGAGUAA
This is a messenger RNA of Meyerozyma guilliermondii ATCC 6260, 765 nucleotides long. It is a transcript of the gene BMH1, whose product is annotated as 14-3-3 family protein. The record is from RefSeq and is a predicted model, not a curated record. The coding region runs from base 1 to 765 and encodes 254 amino acids. Gene Ontology annotation, biological process: signal transduction. The transcript has a single exon. Gene Ontology annotation, cellular component: cytoplasm. NCBI's taxonomy places the organism in Eukaryota, Fungi, Ascomycota, Pichiomycetes, Serinales, Debaryomycetaceae.